UGGACGAACGUGUACGUAAAAAAAUAUGACAAAUCCUACAUCUGGUUGGCUGUUUACUCCCUCGUAUACUUAGACAUGCAGAGAAUCGCCUCCACUUCCACAAUGGGAAAGUCUGCUGGGGGCUAAAGCAAGCUUUCUUUGGCUCGCUUUUCUCGGGAAACGUGCGCCAAGGGUAUAUCGACACCUCAGAGGGACCGAAGACUUUCCAUAACUUUUCACAGGAAACUGAAAGAUAGUCCUUUCUCACACUGACGAGAUGUAGAGGAGAGGAUGCUGCAACAUCAGUCCCAGUGGACUGUUCACGAACUUCAGAACUCCCGUUCCAGAAUCAUCCUGCGUAAUCAACAGUGACGCCAUGGAAAAAGAUUCCACCUACAACCUGACUUCACCCAAUGUGUCAUUCCACAAUAAUAUGACAAACUCGUGUGAGCACACAUCCACCCCAGAGUACCAGAAGAAGGUGAUCCCUGCCUUUUACAGCCUCAUCUUCCUAUUGGGUUUUCUUGGUAAUAUGCUGGUGGUGUGUGUGUUGUAUCACAGUUCAGGCCGAAGGACUGUUGCCAACACCUAUCUGAUUAAUCUAGCGAUGUCUGACUUGCUGUUCCUGACCUCGUUGCCAUUCUGGGCUGUGUACUACUCGCUGGAUUACAACUGGGUUUUUGGGGAGAUCAUGUGCAAGCUGUGUGGGGGUCUAAUAACGAUAAACGUCUACGCCAGUAUAUUCUUCAUCACCUGUAUGAGUGUGGAUCGAUAUCACGCCAUCGUCUACCCACUGCAUUCUCAAAGCAGCAGGAGCAUAAAACAGGCCAGGUGUGUUUGUGGCUUCAUUUGGGUCGUGGCGGCUUUGACCACGUUGCCAACCGUUGUGUUUCGCGACAUACACCCCUUACACAACAACGUGACGGCUUGUGUAAUUUUUUACCCAAACAACUACUGGCACACUGGGUUAACACUUGCCAAAAACACUCUUGGGUUUUUCCUGCCAUUUGUGGUCAUCGCGACCUGCUACAGCCGAAUCGCUGUGCACCUACUGGCCACUCCCAAUCGCCUGGAGCUCGACUCUGGGCGGUUGGUUCAUGUGUUGCAUUUGGUGGUAGCCGUUGUGUUGGCCUUCUUCUUUUGCUGGUUCCCGUUCCACGUGCUGGCAUUCCUCGAAACUCUGGGACAGUUAGGAAUGAAGAUGGAUUGCUGGGUUCAGGAAUCAAUCGAUAAACUCCUGCCGUACUUCAUUUGCCUGGGCUUUUCCAACUCUGCUAUAAACCCUUUCCUGUACUGUUUUGUGGGAAAUCACUUCCGGGAGAAGCUGUGGCAGUUUUAUGGAGAUGUGCUGACACAGAAAAGAGAUUCUAUCAGCACCAGACUGUCUUCCUUCUCCAGGAAACUGAGUGAUCUCAAAGAAACGGUGCCUAUGGAGAUUCUGGAUCAGCAGAGCUCGUAAAUCUAUCAUUACCUCUAAGCUGUAUCAUUACAAACUGCAGAGGACUAUGUCAGUAUCAUUUACCACGGUUAAUGUUGUUUUUGCCUUA
Molecule: messenger RNA, 1526 nt
Organism: Danio aesculapii
Lineage: Eukaryota; Metazoa; Chordata; Actinopteri; Cypriniformes; Danionidae
Gene: agtr2
Product: angiotensin II receptor, type 2
Exons: 3
Coding region: 356-1438 (360 amino acids)
Biological process (GO): G protein-coupled receptor signaling pathway; immune response
Cellular component (GO): membrane
Molecular function (GO): G protein-coupled receptor activity
Source: RefSeq, a predicted model, not a curated record